GGCUGCGUUCUGAGGUGCGCGUACCACGUACUGCUUUGUGCCGCAAAAAUUCUUCGCGUGUUAUUUUUUUAAUAAUGAAUCCCCUAAUCCAAUUAACGGCCUUUUUGGUCGUAGCAACGUUAUCUUCAAGCAGCAUUGUCAAGUCGCCGCCCACGGCCACGAAGACGGAUAAUUUUGAGCUGUUAAUACUCCACAAUAAUGAUAUGCAUGCGAGAUUCGAGCAGACAUCGCAACUCAGUGGCACAUGCACCACUGCUGACAGAGAUGCUGGCAAAUGCUACGGCGGAUUCCCCAGAGUAGCUACCGUUGUGAAAGAGGCUAGAAAAAAAGCAUUGACUGGCGAAGGUCCACCAGUUCUAUACUUGAAUGCUGGUGAUACAUACACUGGGUCGGCGUGGUUCACUAUUUACAAGUGGAAGAUUGCCGCAGAGUUUAUCAACGCAUUACAGCCAGAUGCAGUUUCGCUCAACAACGAUGAAAUUAAAAAUGGAUCACCUUUUUUGAAUAAUAUUAAUACCAAAAUAAUAUCAAGCAAUAUUAUGUUGAAAGACUUAGAAGAUAAUAACAAGAUACAAAAAUCAAUAGUACUUGACAUUGAUGCAAGAAAAGUGGGCAUAGUAGGUUAUCUUAAAUUAGAUACAAAAGAUUUAGACAGUACUGGUAGUAUCGAGUAUGUUAAUGAAAUUCUGGCACUGAAAGAAGAAGUUGCAAAAUUAGAAGAUUUAAAUGUUGAUAUAAUAAUUGCAUUAGGUCAUUCCAAUUCCGAGGUAGAUAUUGAAAUUGCAAAGGAAGUCGAAGGUAUAGAUAUUGUUAUUGGUGGUCGCAAAAAUAUUUUUUAUUGGAAUGGUAACACUGCUCAAACUUCUAUUGAAGAACCUGUGGUUGUAACGCAAAACUCUGGAAAAAAAGUUUUAGUAGUUAAAUCUUCAGCAUAUAAUAGAUAUUUAGGAAACUUGAAUAUUAAAUUUGAUGAAAAUGGUAAUAUUAUUGAAUACAACACAAAACCUAUUUUAUUAGAUGAAACUGUUCCACAAGAUCCAGAAUAUCUUCGUAUUGUUAACAAAUACUCUGAAGAAAUUACUUCUACUUCCGAAGAAAUAGUUGGGCAGACAUCCGUUGUACUAGAUGGAGACUCAUGUAGAGUGGAAGAAUGUAAUUUCGGAAAUUUAGUAACUGACGCUAUAAUGUACUAUUAUGCGGUAAAAUUUGAAGGCAAUCAAUGGACUGAUGCACCAAUAGCUAUUAUUAAUGGAGCUACUAUUAGCUCUUCAAUUUCACCUUCCAACCGCCCAGCUUCAAUUACCAAAGGCGAUAUAUUAGCGGCUUUGCCAGUAGAAAGUGAUCUAGCUGUCGUGACAAUUAAUGGAGAGAUAUUAAAUGAAUUAUUAGAGUAUGCAGUUACUGAUUACAAUUUCUACAACCCAUCUAACGGCUUUAUUCAAUCGUCUGGUGUUCGAGUAGUUUAUAACUUAGAAAGAUCAGUUGGAUCAAGAAUUGUAAGUGCAGUAGUACGAUGUGCGGCCUGUUCCGUGCCACAAUUCCAAGUUAUUGACAAUAGCAAAGCAUACAAAGUUAUUGUUCCAACCUCUUUAUUGGAUUCUCAUUAUGGAUUUGACAGAUUCCAGGGACAACCAACUGUUAAUCUAGAAUACGAUAUAUUAACUUGCCUAACAUAUUAUUUAAGUCUGCGAACUCCUGUUUAUCCAGAAGUAUCUGGAAGAAUAGUUCUUCACGGUAACGCUCUGUUGUCGAGUGUAAGUUCUGCUAUCGUUGUAAUCAUGGUUACAUUUAUCCCAAUUAUUCUGACUUUGUUUCAGUCUCUUGGAAAUCACGAGUUUGACAACGGCGUCAGUGGACUCACCCCCUUCAUAGAAAAUUUAACAUCGCCAGUUCUAGCAGCUAAUCUUAUUUUAACUAAAGUGCCAGAAUUAGCCGCAGAAAAUAAUCUUAAAAAAUCCAUAAUAUUAAAUGUAGAUGGCCAUAAAAUAGGUAUUAUAGGUUAUUUAACACCCGACACUAAAAUAUUAGCUGUAAAAAAUGAUGUUGAAUAUAUUGAUGAAGUUGUUGCCCUCCAAGACGAAGUCACCAACUUACAAAGUCAAGGAAUAAAAAUAAUCAUAGCGCUUGGUCACUCUGGAUAUGCUAGAGACUUAGAAAUAGCAAAAGAAGUAGAUGGAUUAGAUUUGGUCAUUGGUGGUCACUCUAAUACUUUUCUAUGGAAUGGCGAAACUCCAGAUACAGAAGCAAUUCAGGGACCUUAUCCAACGUACGUCACACAGUCGACGGGUAGACAAGUACCAGUAGUGCAAGCUUAUGCUUACACAAAAUAUCUUGGGAAAUUGCAUAUUACAUUUGACUCCGAUGGAGAAGUAGUUAGCGUGGACGGAAACCCUAUACUAUUAAAUAGUUCAUUUUCACAAGAUCCUCAAAUUGUUGAUAUUGUUGAAAGAUAUAGAGAGGGUGUAACAAUUUUAUCAAAACAAAUCGUAGGUUCUACUAGGGUUUCACUCGAUGGUUUAAGUUGUCAAGAUAAAGAAUGCAAUAUGGGUAAUUUAAUAACAGAUGCUAUGAUUUAUAAAUAUGCUGAGAAAUAUAAGGGCAAGUACUGGACAGAUGCAGCAAUUGCCGUUAUACAAGGAGGGGGCAUAAGGACAUCUAUAGCACACCCAGAUUUCCCAGCAGCAGUAACUGAAGAAGAUUUGUUGAAUGUAUUACCAUUUCAGGGCUCUUUAGUAACAGUCACAUUAAAUGGCAGUACUCUAAUACAAAUGCUUGAGCAUGCGUCUCUUGGAAAUCACGAGUUCGACGAAGGUGUAGAUGGAGUCGUGCCAUUUAUACGAAAUUUGACAUCACCUGUAUUAGCCGCUAACCUCAUAUUGGAUAAAGUACCUGAAUUGCAAGAUGAAACAAAUUUAUAUAAUGCAAUCGUAUUAUCUAUAAAAGGCAACCGCAUAGGUAUAAUAGGAUACCUAACACCGGAAACAAAGUUCCUAGCUCCUAGAAAUAAGGUAGAAUACGAAGAUGAAGUUAUUGCUUUAAGAAGAGAAGUUAAUAAAUUAAAAGAUCAAGGUGUAAAUAUUAUAAUUGCACUCGGACAUUCAGGGUUCUAUAAGGAUUUAGAAAUAGCAAAAAAUGUUAAUGAUUUAGAUAUAGUGAUAGGUGGACAUUCAAACACAUUCCUAUACAAUGGUAUAAAAAGUGAUGAAAAACCUGAAAUACCUCAGGGUCCGUACCCUACGAUAGUGAAACAAUCAACAGGGAAAUCGGUAUUGGUUGUACAAGCUUACGCUUACACUAAAUACAUAGGACAAUUACAUGUGACGUUCAAUCCUGACGGUGAAAUAGUAGAGUAUGAUGGCUCGCCACUCCUUCUAAAUCAGAAAGUGCCUGAUGACCCCGAAUUAUUAGAAACUAUUAACAGAUAUAGAAGUAAAAUUGACUUAUUGAAUAGCGAAUCCAUCGGAGAAUCUUCAGUUUUCUUAAACGGAGAGUGCCGUUUGCGAGAAUGUAAUAUAGGUGAUUUAAUAACUGAUUCUAUCCUGAACUACACUAGACGAUAUUACAAAGAGUAUUCUGACGUAAAUAUAGCCAUUGUACAAGGUGGCAGAAUAAGAGCAUCGAUUGAUCAACCUGAAAAGCCUUAUAAUAUGACUAGAAAUGACUGGAUGACUGUAUUGCCGUUUUCUGAUCCAUUAGCAAUAGUGACUAUGAAUGGAACUAUAUUAAAAGGGAUGCUGGAACAUUCAGUGUCUACGUGGCGUCUAGUAGAUAGCACCGGUCAGUUUUUGCAAAUGUCUGGUAUCGAAGUUGUGUAUGAUUUAACGAAACCACCCGGAUCUCGGGUUACAUCAGCUAAAGCCGUUUGCGCCAAAUGUGACAACAUGCAGUUGAGAGAUGUAAAAGAUUAUUAUGAGUACAAAGUAUUUAUGCCAUCUUUUUUAGCAGCAGCUGGUGAUGGUUACACAAUAUUUGAAAAUCUUCCAAAUGAGCAAAUCCAAUAUAACGAAUUGGAAUGUGUUUUAGACUACAUUAAGCAUUACGGUCCAAUCAAUGUUGAAAUAACUGGACGGUUAACUAUAAAUAAUGAGGAUAAAGUUACUAAUGAAUUUAAUAACAUAUUUGGUUCUAAAGGUCUCACCCUCUCACCCAAUAUAAGUAUUUACUGUAUCAUUAUUUUCGUAUGUUAUUUUGUAUUAUAAUUAGAUAUUUUGAAUAAGAUACAAUUACAGUUUGUUAAAAUAACAAG
This is a messenger RNA of Achroia grisella, 4246 nucleotides long. RefSeq lists its product as uncharacterized. Gene Ontology annotation, molecular function: 5'-nucleotidase activity. Gene Ontology annotation, cellular component: plasma membrane. NCBI's taxonomy places the organism in Eukaryota, Metazoa, Arthropoda, Insecta, Lepidoptera, Pyralidae. Gene Ontology annotation, biological process: AMP catabolic process. The record is from RefSeq and is a predicted model, not a curated record. Bases 75 to 4199 code for a protein of 1374 amino acids. The transcript has 6 exons.